Amoebophrya sp. A25 is the source of this 846-nucleotide messenger RNA. The record is from the annotation of a GenBank genome assembly. NCBI's taxonomy places the organism in Eukaryota, Dinophyceae, Syndiniales, Amoebophryaceae.
AUGGACUCUGUUCUUUCUCGUUUGAAGGAAAAGUUCCGGACAGAGGAGAGGUGCGCAGAGCAGAGCUGCAGUGAUGAUACGCCACAAGGAGCACCUCUACAAGUAGCCCAUCCACCAACGAGGUCACAAAUCGGUCGAGCAGCAUGGCGAUAUCUGCAUACCAUGGCAGCUAAUAUUAAGGGUUAACCCAUUUAAUGGCAGCAUUACAUCCAUUCCUCACUCUUUUUCCAGCAGGAAAGAGGUGAGGGAUGCUCUGAAGAAUGUAAUGCUGCAGCCUUUAAUAAUAGUGGAGACGAUGAACAAGGAGUAGCUCUAGCUGGUGCUGCUGGGUCAUCAUCAUCUUCUAACACUUCUAGCACUUCUUCUUCAAGUUCUUCCUUUACCUCAACCCUAUGGGCUUCAUCAUCAAAGCCGUCUCCCAACAAGGAGUUUUCACCAGAGAAGCAAAAGUCCAUGCAGGACUGGCUCGUGAGCUUUGUGCAGUUCUACCCUUGUAGUCAUUGCGCGGAGAGCUUUAUCGAUGUAAUCGCUGAGAAGCCUCCUGAUUUAACGUCACGGGACUCGUACGUGCGAUGGUGGGCUUGGGCGCACAACAGGGUACGCGAAGAUUUGAGCCAGCCGAUUUCAGUAGAUCCGGACAAGCACUUUUCCGCUAUGUUGACAAGGAAUCAAAAAGGGGAGAACUUUAAUGGGUGAUAUUAACGUAGGACACAAAUGAUGGGCAACCCUUAACCUUGAACCGUGAACCUUGAUGGGCAACAAGCAUGCGGAGUCUUCUUACUGAACAUGGUUCUUCUUCUUACGUUCUUCUUAUCGCAUGCUAUCUGAGAUUCCGUUUUACUAGAU